This is a messenger RNA of Miscanthus lutarioriparius, 516 nucleotides long. NCBI's taxonomy places the organism in Eukaryota, Viridiplantae, Streptophyta, Magnoliopsida, Poales, Poaceae. The record is from the annotation of a GenBank genome assembly.
AUGAUGCCACCUGCUGCCGACUAUGCCCUCGCUCUCCAUGCCGGGUCUGGGCUUCUCCUGGAUGAAUCCCGACGAGUUUGUCCGUGUGUCCUUCUUCCCCUCCGUGCUUCUCUCGCGCUAGUUGGGCGUGCAGGUGGCGGUGGCGAUGACGAGGACGUCGACAUGGGCGGGGAUUACCUCCAGGGUGUCGAGAUCAUUGACAGUUCGUAUGGCAUGAUCGAGCAGAGCAUCUCUUCCACGGGUCACUACUCACUAGGAGAUGGAACCGUUGACAGAGGUAACAUGUUGAGAGGUAUAAUUGAGGUUCCAAGUGAGAGAAGGCACCACUGGAAAGUGGAAGAUGCUUCAGCAAGCAGUUCAAUAUCUUUUAUCUUUGGUCCAAGAACUCAGGGAAUGGAUAUGGCACUUUCAAAGCUUAAUAGUGGUGGAUGGGUUCAUAUAUUUCCUGAAGGAGGCCAUUCAACGGAUGAAGGGAAAAUCAUUGCUCCUGCCAAGAGAGGUGUUGCAAGAUGCUGA